Messenger RNA from Cololabis saira (Pacific saury), 1145 nucleotides. RefSeq names its product lysosomal membrane ascorbate-dependent ferrireductase CYB561A3. The coding region runs from base 108 to 956 and encodes 282 amino acids. The record is from RefSeq and is a predicted model, not a curated record. The transcript is spliced from 7 exons. Gene Ontology annotation, molecular function: oxidoreductase activity. Gene Ontology annotation, cellular component: lysosomal membrane. Lineage: Eukaryota; Metazoa; Chordata; Actinopteri; Beloniformes; Belonidae.
GGUAAAUAUAUUCUCUUUACAAUGAAAGCGUUGCACCUGUAAAAGUAACCUUGGUAUUAACUUUUUGCAAGUCUCCAUACGUCUAGCUGUGUGUGGAUUGUCUUUACAUGAGCUCCUCCCCGGCUCCCGGCUGCCUCCCCCUCAGCCGCCUCAACGCAGCUGCAGGUGGAAGUGAGACUUUGCCUCAACCACAGAAACACGAACUUUCUUCAGGUUCCUGCAGGAUGAGGUCCCUCGUCAUCUUCUACUUGUGCUACCUGCUGUGCCUGGGGCUGGGCGUCGCCUGCGUGGUGUGUGUGUGCGUGUGGAACAGCCGGUGGCGCGGCGGCUUCGCCUGGGACCGAUCUGGCCUUCAGUUCAACUGGCACCCCGUGCUGAUGGUCACAGGGCUGGUGGUGCUCUAUGGCAACGGAGCAGUGUUGUACCGCAUCCCUCUCACCUGGGGUCAGAAUAAACUCCCCUGGAAGCUCCUCCAUGCAGCACUGAUGCUCCUCGCCCUGAUCCUGUCCAUCGUCGGGCUCUCUGCCGUCUUCCAGGUGCACAACGCCGGGAACACUCCCAACCUCUACUCUUUACACAGCUGGAUUGGAAUUGCUGCUGUAGCUCUGUUUGCCUUACAGUGGGUGGUGGGCAUGGCCGGCUUCCUCCUGCCCUGGACCCCGACAUCGCUGCGUAAACUCCUGAAACCAGCCCACGUGUGGUUGGGAGGCGGCAUCAUGCUGCUGAGUGUCGCCGCCUGCCUCUCCGGCAUCAAUGAGAAGCUCUUCUUUGUCCUGAGAGGAGAUACGCCGUACUCUGACCUUCCACCGGAGGCCGUCUUAGCAAACACAUUAGGAGUCUUAAUCGUAGCCUUUGGCCUGGUUGUCCUUAAGAUUUUGUCCAGCACUGAAUGGCAGAGGCCAGACUCCAGGCCUGAGGACAUGGCCUACACGCCGUUACUUCAAGAAGAAAAUUGAUGACUGAUGAUGGACUUCAAGCCUGCUCGCCGCAAAAUCCGGGUUGUUGUAAAUAUUUAUAAGAAAUAAUAUUUAAUGUUUUUUUUUUUUGUUUUUUUUUGCUUUGUCAAAGCUGUAAGAUGUUCAUAUAACAUGCCUUGAUGCACUGAAGCUGUCGACCUCUGAAGUAAAGCUGAAACUUUAACUGGG